Messenger RNA from Rhineura floridana, 6163 nucleotides. RefSeq names its product coiled-coil domain containing 102A (gene CCDC102A). NCBI's taxonomy places the organism in Eukaryota, Metazoa, Chordata, Lepidosauria, Squamata, Rhineuridae. Bases 753 to 2411 code for a protein of 552 amino acids. The record is from RefSeq and is a predicted model, not a curated record. The transcript is spliced from 10 exons. Gene Ontology annotation, cellular component: myosin complex.
UUCCCCGGCUCGCCUUCUACCUGCUUCUGGGCUGGGCCAAGCCUUCCCAGCCCACGACGAGCGCCCCGCCGCCCACCUCCCCUUCGGCUUCGAGGGGGAGGAGACUACAAAGUUCUCCCUCUCGAGUCGCGACUAGACAGUGGCCAUCCGAUCCGUUCGGGUUUGCCUGCAGCGGCGGCAGCAGCGCAGAAGGCAGGGAAGCCCGCCUAGCCGCCCGCCGGCGGGGCCGAGAAUUCAAACAGUAACACAAGAACAUGCAAGAUAAACUUCCUUCUUUACAAGAUCCCUAUUUUGCCAUACUGUGGGUGGACAUUUUUAUCUCCCAAGAGCUGUCCCCAAGAGCCGGCCCAUCUCUCUACCAACUGUAUCUGCCUUAUUUUUAAGCACAAGCCAAGGGCCUGGGCAUCUGCUGGUUUCCAUGGUCACACUGGACUCACUAUGAAGGCCACUCUGAAGACUAGGGAGCCAGAGGUGCCCUUCAGCCCAGGGGCACCAAGGACAUCCUUUGCCUCUCCUUGGACAUCUGGCUCCAGUAUGCCUGGCAUUAUCUGAGGUGAUUUUUGGAGGAGAAAGGCUGCGAGGCCUCUGUCAUGUCUGGCCUAAGCGUGUACAGAAUUAGUUGAAGAAUUCUUUGUGGCAAAGAACAGAACUUCUGUCAUCAAGGAGUUAAAUGGCAUUUUUUGCUCCCUUGCUAGAUGCCUGCUGACAGGCCAGGUGGCUGCCAUGAACUGAGGCCUUGACCUGGACGUAAAAUGAGUCAGAACGCCAGUUCCCACUUGGCUGAUUCGCCUCAGCUCUCCCAGAGCAGCCUGCUCAACAUCUUGGGCAGCCCUCAGCCUGAGAGGAUGAGCCUGUCUGAUUCCCUGCCCCCCACCCCAAAGAGCGGCACCCCCUCGCCCGGGCCGCCACAGCUCCCCCUGCUGAGUGCCGGUUGCCUUGAUGGCGACUGGGAGAGCCGGGAGGAGCUGCGCCUGCGCGAGCUGGAGGAGGCCCGGGCCAGAGCCGCCCAGAUGGAGAAGACGAUGCGCUGGUGGUCGGACUGCACUGCCAACUGGCGGGAGAAGUGGAGCAAGGUGCGCGCCGAGCGCAACAAGGCCCGGGAGGAAGUGCGCCAGCUGCGCCAGAAGCUGGAGACCCUGACCAAGGAGCUGACCAGCCUGAAGCGGGAGAGGCAGGAGGUGCUGAACGAGAACGAACAACUGAGCAAAGAGGUGGCCCGGCUGAAAGGGGAGAGCAAAGGAGAGAAGGAGCUCGACAACCGGGUUGCCUCUGAAAAGGAGAGCGAAGCCUCCCCGGAACAAGAGCCUGUGCGAGACAUGGGUUCCGAGAAGCUGCCGAAAAAUAAGUCACUGCAGGAGUUUGAGCUGAUGGAGAACCUCUUGAAGAGCAAGCAGGAAGGACCCGAGUGCUGGGACCAGCGGAGCACGGUCAGCGUCCGCUCAUCUUUCGCACGCCAGGAAAGGAACCGGCUGCUCUGGGAGGAUGUCUCCAUCCUUGAGGAGGAUGCCACCAAGAUCACUGCCCUGAAGCUGAGGCUGGACGAGUCCCAGAAAGUGCUGCUCAAGGAGCGGGAGGACAAGCUGUCCCUCAGCAAGAACAUCGAGAAGCUGGAAGGCGAGCUGAGCCAAUGGAAGAUCAAGUAUGAGGAACUGAACAAGAACAAGCAGGAAGUGCUGAAGCAGCUGAACGUUCUCAAGGAGAUCCACCAGGAUGAACUGGGACGCAUCUCUGAGGAUCUGGAAGAUGAACUGGGGGCUCGAUCAAGUAUGGACAAGAAAUUGGCUGAGUUGAGGUCAGAGAUGGAACGGCUCCAGGCCGAGAACGCAGCAGAAUGGGGGAAGCGUGAACGCCUCGAGACAGAAAAACUGAACCUGGAACGAGAGAACAAGAAGCUGCGGGCACAGAUUGAGGACCUGGAGGAAGUUCUGGCCCGGAAGAGGAGGCAAACGGCCAGCACUCUUGACACUGAUUUCAAGACCAUCCAAACGGAGCUGUUUGAAAAGAACAAGGAGCUGGCCGACCUGAAGCAUGUGCAUGCAAAGGUGAAGAAACAGUACCAGGAAAAGAUGGCAGAGCUGGCCCAUGCAAACCGGCGGGUGGAGCAGCAUGAGGGAGAGGUGAAGAAGCUGCGCCUGCGUGUCGAAGAGCUCAAGAAGGAGCUGGCCCAAGCUGAGGAUGAGCUUGACGAGGCCCACAACCAGGCACGGAAAUUGCAGAGGUCGCUGGAUGAACAGACAGAGCAAAGUGAGAAUCUCCAAGUUCAGCUGGAGCAUCUGCAGUCCAGGCUUCGCCGUCAGCAGAACAUCCCCCUUUUUGGGAAGAUUCGUAGUUCACGCUUUGGCCCUGACGACCCCGGCGAUGGCAACAGCGACUUGGAAGAAGACGAAGACCUGCAAAUCCAAGUUCCUUAGCAGAUGCCACCAGAGAGAGACUUCAGGCUGUGGCAGAGACACCACGUGGUUGAAGAGCUGAGCGUGGCAUGUGGGUCAGGACAGUUACUUAUGUGCCACGUUUGGCCUUUCGCCGGCCUAAGAGAGGGCAAACAGAGAGCUGUGAGAAAGACUGGGGGAAAGGGCCUCCUUGAGCUGGUCUCUAUAGUAAGAAGGUUUGGUGACAAAACUGAAGAGAGGCCCUGGGAAGACUUCAUGGAGGGAGUUUACUAAACUUUAUGUAAUGCCCCCUUUUCUCCCCAGCUCCAGUCCAUAGAGCAUCACUGAUACUUCCCCCCCCCCAAAAAAGUACAAAGCUCACAUGCUGCAGAGUAGAUAAAUGUGGUGGUAAACACGCCAUUGCCCACACCUCUCCAUUGUUCCAGCCUUAAUUCUUGUCUAGCUAAUGCCUCUCCAUCUCUGACAGACUUGCAGCUUCCACAAACGUAGCCCUCCCCUGGAAGUUAACCACAAUACCUCUGACCUCAAGCCAUACAGAUCCAAGUACAUGGACAUGAUUGAUAUGGGGAGGGAGAGGAUGGGGAAUCUCAUCCUCGAAGCCCCCGAGGCCUACACAUCCACUGCCGUGCUUCCUACAUCGCCUCUCUGCCAAAGAGACCCGUCUGGGAUGGGUCUGCCAGAUCAGCUCCUCCACGUCCCACAAGUCAAACAUAUACUCAGAUAAAAGGCCUGAUGGGAAGGUGAUGGAAGUGGCAGAAAAUAUGAGGGGACGCCCAUCUGCGGAAGCAUCUAAUGCCUCAGCCUGCCCAUAUAUUUGUGUGUGUUUAUGUAUUUGUGUUGAGCCAGCCCUGGAAUUCAACAGGCACUGUAGUCCACUGAACCUUCUCCCCUGUGCCUUUCUGGUGUAACACACAGGCUGAGCAAAAAGUUGGGAAGUCCCCAGUUCAAAUUUCCCACACCCUCUUUCACAGACGUGCUAGGGAACUUUAGGCAAGCCGCUCUCAACCUCUGCUCUCACAACAACAACUGCAAUAUGGAAAUAAUAAUACCUUCCUUUUUGGGUUGUUACAAGGAUUACAAGGCAAUGUAUGUGAAGCACUUUUUAAUUCUUGAAAGCUCUAUAUAAAGGCUAAUUGACAUUAGUAUUACAAUAUGCGCUCCUCUCCCUAUUUCUACGGAGUGCCUGUCUAAUUCACUCUGCCAGUUCCGUGGACAUUCUGCUCCUAAGGUGUCAGGUCCAUAUCCUUGAGAAGGUCCCUGUACAAGCUGGCACAACUUGUGACCCACCAGGCUGUAGGCUGCCCUCUAGCCAUGUAUGGUGGCCACAGAGGUGCUUGACAACCCACCCAGCAAAAUCAGGAGUUUAUGGAGCCCCUGAGGGGCGGCCAUAUAUGGCUGAAGGGCUACGUUCAGCUUGGCAACUCACAAGUUGUGCAAGCCUGAUGAAGUAGCAGCACAGACUGCAAUAAUGGGGAACCAUCACCACCAUCACCUGCUGACAUUUUGCCUUCUGCACAAUUUGUAAAGGCAUGAGAACCAGCUCAAGGUUUGGACCCAGAGAGGGUAGCCAUGAGGCCAUGGAACUGGAUGUCUAGCUAAAAAGGUUGACGACUUCACCCACCAACCCACCCUCCCACACCCUUUAAGCAAACUCUGGGGGGCUGCAGUGAUUAAAACCUUUGGCAAAUUCAAGGCAGAAAGGGACUGAGGGGGACUUUCAAGGCUGGACCUCUCCUGGGUGGGUCAUGUUUCCUCGCACCCCUUCUUCCUAGCUGAAUAGUCUCCAGCCCUUCCUGCAUUUCCUUCUUCUGUUCCGCCUACCUUUGCCAAAGGAUUCCAAAUGCUUUGCAGUUGCAGAUAAAUGAAUCUUUAUUGCAAAGCCAUAGGCUACCAUAAUUCAUCACAUUUAAAAGGGAAAAAAAAUAUUAAAAUACAAGUCAUAUUUCAACAAACACAGUUCAACAGUAAAGGGACAAGCAGCACUAAAUUGCAAAUAAAAUGACUCUUGGAUUCCAGAGAAAUUCAACCAAACCAGCCAAGUGCAUGAAAAUGGCUGGGGUUAGCAUUACAAAUUCAGGAUUUUGGUUUCUGAACUGGACUUCCUUAAUGCGAAAUUUGGAUUUGUUUGGUGCAGAAUGCAGUUAGUGGACCUGACUCUGUCCCUGCUCCUGACACUAUGAGAGGGGGUGGGGGGCUAGGUGAGGCAGCUGCUGCCUCCCAGAGGGACCAUUUACAAAUAGCGCUUGGCAGCUAUUCAAUCCACUUUUAUAAUAAUAAACAGAGUUUAUACAAAAAUGCCUGCACAAAGUGUAGUUCAGUGGAAAGAGCGGCAGAGUUGCACCUUGAAGAGUGAAGGGGUGUGUGUGUUGUCGCCUCAAAGCAGUUCCCAGCACAUAUACCCCAGCCACAAAGCCAGCUGUGUUCCUCAGUGGUGCCAUCUCGGCUGCCAAACAAGCCUUUUCACCUGACUCAACAGUCAGCUGAGAACCAAUUAUGAGCCACCACCAGAGCUUUGAAAACUCCAGCCUCAGAUCUUGCUCUCACUAAUUUUACCUUUGUACAGUAGACCUCUCUCUCUCUCCCUCCCUCCCUCCCUCCCUCCCUAUCUCUCUCCCUCCCUCCCUCUCUCUCUCUCUCUCUCUCUCCCUCCCCCUCCCUCCCUCCCUCUCUCUCUUCCACCCAGACAAGCAAGAAAGCAUUAUCAGAGUUCAAGAGCACCCUCCAGCCAGUCAAAAACACUCUGAAUGGGAAGCAAGGCCAGUGAGGGGUAUGGCCUGGGAAGAGUUCCAAGGGCCAGAUAGAGAGGCCUGAAGUUCCCUUCACUGGUAUACUUGCACUUUUAGUGUGUGUCUGUUCCCUCUGUUCAAACAGGUUUUGGAAACUGCAAAAAAUGCUGCCCCCAUAUCCUUUCUAUCAGAGGGAAGGUAGGACGUGUAUACAUACUCCUUUCAACUCUCAAGGGGUUGUGAGGGCAACCCCUAUUGUCCUCCACUAGCCUUAAUGUCCAGAACUAAUACCUCUACCUGCCACCAGUUGACAUUGUAUCACUGUGGGUCUUUCCACACAGCAGUUUGGUCCUGCUCCUGCAUGCAAAUGUUGCGCUGCAGUCACAUGACAACAUCCUCCCCAAAAUGCUGCCCCCAUAUUGUUUCCGCAGUUAUUCCAGAUUUACCGUUUCCACAGAAUUCUGGAUUAAAAUGGGAGUGGGGGGGAUACAGGAUGGCAUUUUGACAAGGAGGUUGCAUGGGUGUGCCAAGACUCCUGCAUGAGCAGCAGCAACUCCGCAAUCAGUUGCCCUGUGGAAGCAUCCUGUGCGCAAGGCGCAAGUCCAACAUACAGACGUUAGGAGUUGUAUCUAGUGAUACACGUGGGGCCACAAGCUGUACAACGGAGCAGAUCAAUGGCCCAACCCAUCCCUUCUCAUUGUGCUUUGUGCAGAGAGUACUAUCCCCAGUCAAACAUAAUCUCCCACACCAGUUUGACGGCAAGGCCUCCGAUGAAGAGAGAGCAUUUCUGUGUCCUCUGCCUGCUGUUACCCAGCAGUGCCCUUUUGAGAUCUGCUGGGCUUUCCAGUGUGAGAUCACAUGGAUCUCUGGGGGAAACUCCUGAAGCUCUUUUUCGACAGGGAAUUCCAUUUGACAGCCCUUUGAUCAAUGUUCUGACAAAAUCAAAUCCCUCCUCUUUCUCCCCCCCCUUUUAUGUAUGCGUGCACGUGCAUGUGCAAAGGAUCCUCUCCAUGAAUUGUUCCAUGAAUAAAACAUCAUUGCUUGCAA